AAAAAAAAUCUUAAUAAGUCCCAUAAUAAAUAAAUUAAAAUCCCUCCACUCUUCUCCCUCCUCGUCUCCUCUUGUCUCUCUCUCCUCCUCACCUUCGUUUCUCUUACAAGACUCCUUCUUUCUCUCUCUUUUGUCUGUAUUUUCCUGUUACUUAAUUAGGGUUUUCUUUUCUUUUAUUUUCUCUCUCCUCUCUUUCUUUAUCUAUAGCUUUUUUUGCGGAUUCAAAUUCAAGCUCCAAAAAUGGCUUCUUUAUUCUUCUCAGGUACAUUUUCCCAACGUUACUUUCUCUCUCUUCAAAAACUACGUGUUUGAUUUUAUUUCUCUCUUUGCUUGAAAGUUUCAACGAUGAAGACUCUUCUCAGAUCCAAUGAUCUGAUAAUUUGAUAUACAAAAACGAUAUAGCGUGGCUCAGGUUUUUUAUUCAAUGCGUGCGCUGUUCGUGAUAAUUUUGAUUAUAUAGGAAGUUGGAAUGGUUAAUUAUUGUUGAAUUGAGGAAUUUUGAUCUUCAUUUUGGGUUUUGAGAGUUAAUAGUUUUGACAUAGAAAAUGGCGAUAGCGGGUUUGCAUAAUGUUCCAGUGAUUGAGUCUGCCAUUCUCAGGGAGUCUCAAUCGUCGUCAUCAGGACGCAUUGGAAAUCAAGGGGGUAUAAGCACCCGAGCAUCCUCAAUCCGACAGAUGUGGCGGGAGCUUGAGGAUGAAUGCGUGGUGAAUCGUGUCCGUGAAAGGAGGAGGUCGAGGUUGCCUGUUGAGAGCAAUGAGGGCGUGUCAAAUUGUCCAGAAAGGGAAGGUAGGGGUGGUUUGGAGGAUUUGAGUGAGAGUGAAAAUGGGUCUGUGAUCAACUCUGAGAGAGGGAAUAUAAAUGAGCAAGAUGAUCGUCAGAGUAUGUCAUCGGAGCAAUCUCAAGAUUUUGGGCAAGUUGAGAGGGAGAGGGUGAGGAGAAUUUUUCAGGAGUGGAAGAAUACUGGUGGAGCUACCCAAGCACCGAGUGUUCCCCAUAGGAACCGAGGUUCAAGGGGUCAAUGGCUCGGUGAGACUGAGCGUGAGAGGGUUAGAGUUGUGAGGGAAUGGAUUCAAAUGACGAGUCAACCGAGAGAAGAUCAAUUGUCUGAAGCCGGUUCUCAGAUUGAACAAGUCCGUGAUGCGCAAGUUCCUGAUCAUAAUGAAGGUCAGAUUGAAAGUAACCGAAGGCCAAUUCGUAGAUUAUGUGGCAGGCAGGCCCUGGUUGAUUUAUUGGCCAAGAAGGAACAAGAAAAACGGCAAGAGCUUCAGGGCUUGGAGGCGACUCGGCCUGUUAGUCGUUUUGCUCAUCGCAACCGAAUUCAGUCAUUACUCAGAAUUCGAUGUUUUCAGAAUAUGCGUUCAGCUGAGUUGGCGAGCCCACGUUCCACUGCAGAAAGUGAACUGGGAUUACUCAGGCAAAGGCAAACUGUGUCAGAGUUGAGGGGAGGUUUUCUAUCCAGAUUAGAGAACCAUGUUCAAGUUCAAGCAAGUGAUCUCUCUGGUGGUUCUUCUGAGAACAGUCCCCAUAGUUGCAGAGAUGAUCAAACCCAGGCUAAUAGUACCAAUGAGGUCGUUGAUGUUGCUUGUGAGCAAAAUAGUCCUGCAAGUGAGAUCGUUGAUGGUGCUCUUGGACAAAAUGAGCUUGCAAAUCAGGUCGUCGAUGUUGCUCAUGAGCAAAAUGGUCCUGCAAAUGAGGUCUUUGAUGGGACUUAUGAACAAAGUGAUCCUAAAGGAGAUUCUGAUGUCGGUCCGUCAGCUAAUGCAAGUCAACUGAGAGAACGCUCAAGUGGAUGCAUUAAUCCACAACUGGAAGCCCAGGUCAAUGCAGGGCUACAGCUUGCCUCUGAAGGGGAGAACAGAUCAGAGACAGCUACUAGUGUGCCUCCUAGCAGUUCUUCAGUUGAGGGUUACUCGCUGAUGAAUUCUCAAGAACCAUCAAGAAGCCAAAGCGGAGCAUUUAGCGAUCUAGAAGAAACCCAUGAAAUGUCCCGCCACUUCGAUACUCAUAGAGAAGAAAUCAACAUCCAUAAUGUAUUAGAUGAUGAAGUGCAUGUAUCUGAAGAUGUGAAUGACCAAGAAUCUAGUGUCCAGGUGGAGGAUUGGCCAGAACAAAGUAGAGUGUUUGAAGAAAGUGGAUGGCAAGGUAGUGUUCUAUCAAACCAAUGGAGAGAUGAUGACCAAGUUGAAACAGACAGACAGCAUUGGCCUGGAGGCGAUGAAGAAUUCUCUCAUCGUGCAUUGGAAAGUGAAGCUGGAGAGCAAAAUGAUGCACAAGAUUAUUGGCAUGAAAGUGGUUCUCUGGAGACUCCAAGAGAUUGGUUGGGAAUGCCUUCUAGUUCCGGAGUUGCUUCUGGUAGACUUGAUACGUAUUAUUUCUCUGACGACGAUAAUGUGUAUCAUAUGGAGCUUAGAGAACUUGUGAAUAGAAGAACAGUUUCAAGUCUUCUUCAUAGUGAUUUUCGUGAGAGCCUGGACCAGUUGAUACAGUCGUAUGUGGAGAGGCAAACAAAUGCUCCUGAUGAUUGGGAGCUACAUGAAAUUUCUCUUCCUCCUUUCACUGUGCAGAAUCAAGAUCACCUAGGCACAGACCACGGUGAGGAGUCAGGACCUGAAGGCAUUCAUGCUGAGGCAAGCCAACGAACACUUCCUAGACCACCACCUCUCCCUCAGGCACAUUGGGGGAACCAUCCGAAUUGGUCUAGACGUGAAUCACGACAACCCCCUGGAACCGAGUGGGAGAUCAUUAACGAUUUGAGGAUUGACAUGGCUAGGCUGCAGCAAAGACUAAAUAACAUGCAGAGAAUGUUGGAGGCCUGCAUGGAUAUGCAACUUGAACUGCAACGAUCUGUGAGACAGGAGGUCUCCGCAGCUCUGAACCGAUCAUCCAGUUCAUCAGACGCGUUAGAAAGUACGCUGCCUAAAGACAGUUACAAAUGGGAUUGUGUAAGGAAAGGUAUCUGCUGCAUAUGUUCUAACACCAACAUUGACUCCUUAUUGUACAGAUGUGGGCACAUGUGCACAUGCACAAAAUGCGCGGAUCUGUUGGUACAAGGUAAUGGGAAGUGUCCAAUGUGCCAGGCACCUGUUAUUGAAGUGAUCCGUGCUUAUUUUAUACAAUAGAAUUAAUAAAAUGGAGGAUGAGAUUGUGAGAGAGUUGGUAAUCCAUGCCAACAUAAUCUUGUCAUUUUUUUGGGCAGCUUCUCAGUGCUCAGUCCUCCUCGUGUUUACUACACACAAAUACAAUAUUUUCUUUCCGAUUUCGACCAUAUUUUCUGUGUAUAUCCUGAAAAACUAUGACCGAUAGAAAAUACUCAUAAUUAUUUGAAAGGAAAGAAAAAUUAACAGGAGCAAACGGCUUCUUUGAUUAUAUACUGAGUUUAGAUGAAGCUUUUGUAUGGUUGGUGCCCCGGGUUUAGCUCCGUUUUCUUCGAGGAUGUACAUAUAAAUGCAGUUCUUUAAUUUUGCUGACA
Molecule: messenger RNA, 3469 nt
Organism: Beta vulgaris subsp. vulgaris (sugar beet)
Lineage: Eukaryota; Viridiplantae; Streptophyta; Magnoliopsida; Caryophyllales; Amaranthaceae
Exons: 8
Coding region: 546-3119 (857 amino acids)
Source: RefSeq, a predicted model, not a curated record